CUAAAAUCCAGCAACUGGUCGAUUACUCUGGAUACUGAAUGCAGAUCGAUCUGAGAUCAAUUGGAAUAAAAAGGAAUAUUUGAUUCGUUCAUCCAAUCACAUGGAUGAAGAGACUAUCGACGUUGUGUUCCGGCCCUCGCAUUUCGAAUCAUAGCAGCCAAUUAAAGCAGCUACUUCUGCCAUCACAAUGAAGGAUGUCAAAGAGCUAGCCGAUAACGUAGAAGAUCUGAAGAACGAUGGCAUGAUGAACAUGGACCUAGCGUUUGAUGGCAUGUGGUCGUUUUCAGGGUAUUGUGGAAUGAUGGUACAACUUGCACAUUUUUUUGUCGAGUCAAAACAAGGACGGGAGGAAAACAAAGGUUUCGGAGAAAAUGAUGAAGACGACGAAGACGAAUUUUUGUUCGUGGGAAGCAUGGAUAUCUCUGCAGAAGAAACAAUAAUCCGAUGCCAAGAAAAUUUGGAAGAACGAAAUUUGCAUAUGGCUGACGGUGUAUUGCGGCGAUUGGUGGAGGGAUGCUGUCCACCAAAGAUUCGUAUUACAAGGCUCGAUGAAGAUACAUUGAAGAAACUUAUCGACUAUAAAGUACAAGGAAAUCACUUUUUCGGCCGGCACGAAUUCCGAGAGGCCAUUGAUUUCUACGACUUAGCGUUGUCUUCCAUUCCCGAAACCCAGAGGAGACUGUAUAUUGCGCCAAGAAACCAGAUCCAAGAGAUUGUGAACGUGUUAUCUAACAAAGCGGAAUGUUUGUUGCGGAAGGUAAAAUACGAAGAAGCGGCCGAAACUGCCACAGAUGCGCUGAUCUUCAUGGCCGACCACGAAAAGUCACGCAUACGGAGGGCCAAAGCUGGAUUGGAAAUUGGAAAAUACGACAGAUACGAAGCGACGUCGCGAGGAGACGGAAGCAUGACAGGUGUAGCAUUUUUGGUUCAAUCGAAAUACGAUUUGGAGGAAGUUUUGAAUGCACCUGAUGCCACAUUGGUAGGGAGGCAAACCGCGGAAGAAAUUUUACAUCAAGUGGAUAAACUGCUGAAGGGCGCGAAGAAAAAAGUCUUGAGCAAGGACCCAAAUCCAGAAUGGGAUUUAAAUGUUUUAAAAAUUCAAUCGAGGUGUUGGUAGAACCGGUCUUCAAGUUACAUGCCUGACAUGCAUACUACUAGACAUUUGAUACACUGAUGCUUGCACAUACUAGCUAACUACUUAUCUGUUUUAGUCUUGAACUGACAGUUUGAUCUCUAUCUUGGUCACCAACCAGCCUUCAAUAGAAACAACCACAGCAAUGUGUUCCUAAUAAAGAGACAAUUCUAGC
Molecule: messenger RNA, 1307 nt
Organism: Pseudo-nitzschia multistriata
Lineage: Eukaryota; Bacillariophyta; Bacillariophyceae; Bacillariales; Bacillariaceae
Source: the annotation of a GenBank genome assembly